This is a messenger RNA of Cuscuta campestris, 2605 nucleotides long. NCBI's taxonomy places the organism in Eukaryota, Viridiplantae, Streptophyta, Magnoliopsida, Solanales, Convolvulaceae. The record is from the annotation of a GenBank genome assembly.
GCUAACCCUAGUGUUCUGCCUUUCCUCGCCUCCAAAAAUUAAAAGCACCCUUCCACCCACCUCUGCUUUCCCUCCUUAUAAUCCGCUGACCCCCACAACCUCUCUCUCUCUCUCUCUCUCCUUCUUUCCCCAAAUUCGCUUGAGCGCUUCCGUCCAAUUUCAAAUUCACUCUACCGUUCCCCUGAGACCAGAGCAAGCGAUGGGAAAGUACAUGAAAAAGGCCAAAAUCGCUGCGGACGUUGCGGUUAUGGAGCUCCCCCAGUCCCUUCUCGGCGUCCGCACCCGAGCCAAAACCCUAGCUCUCCAGCGCCUCCAAUCCUCGCAGCCUUCGCCCGACUCUGAGUCGUGUUACCUCCAGCUGCGCUCCCGGAGGCUGCAGAAGCACCCGACUCUGCUCGAAGAGCGCAGGAAGUCUUCCGGUGGAGCCGCGAAGCGGAACUGCCGGAAAGGGACAGAUUCGGUGACUUGCCGGAAAUUGAAUCUCGAGUCCAGCUCGAGGUUUAGGGUUAGUUCUGUCCACUCCAGCUCCGUCGGCUCCGCCUCAAUUAGCAAUCACGAUGCCGGGGAAGGCUGUUUUGAUAUUCUCGGCAAAGGCUGUGAAGAUUUGGGCGUCUAUGCAAGAGACAGGCAAGACCCAGUUCUAUUAUUUUCCUCUGUUUAGUUUCUACGAGUAUUAAUUUGUGCAUUUCUGCUCUUAAAUUAACUUCUAAUUUCCUUAUCCUUUUGGGUGCUAACUCAUCUGUUAAAUAAACUUAAAAAAGGUCUGAUUGUGGAAAGUAAAUAUGGUAAUUGGCACAGAGUAGUGAUAGAUUAUGAUUCGUUUUCUUAUUAUGUGAACCAUCACAACCGAAACCAUAGCACCUCGGGUCAGGAGCUUUUCUUAUUAUUUACUCCACGGAGUAUGAUUUUAAAAGUUAAAUUGAAAAUUUGUGGUUUUGGCUUCUCUGUAAAGUUUCUUUUUUUGUUUGAAAGAUCCAUUCGAUGGGACUUUUAACGGCCAAGGUAAGCUAACUUGCAUUCUCAGGCACCCAAAUUUUACUAGAUUUCUAGAAAGAAUUGCAUUAAUGAUUUACUACUUUCUUUUUUCACUCAUCCCCAUAUCAUUUUUUAAGGCGUUUCUUUUAAUGCUUUCCAUACCUGCACUUUUUUUUUCCUCUACUGUAUUAUUUUAUUCACGGCAUCUUUUGUAGAAAAUCAAUAUUUUCAUCUGGUCCCCUACCCUACGGAAAGAGUAUUAAAAAGAGUUGUUUUUGUUUUGUUUUCAAUUGAAAAAUAUUUAAUGGGCACCAAUACAAUUUUUUUUCUUUAAUCUGUCCUUGAGUAUCCUUUCACUGCUCAGGUGAUUCACGAGCUUCUGUAGUUGUACUUAUUCAUUAAAAACAGCAUCGGGUCAGACCUGAUUUUUUUGUUAUUAGCUCAUUUACAUCUAUGAAAAAUGAUUAAGAGUAUAUUCUGUUUAUGUUUUGGAGAUUUGAUGGGUUUUAAUUCAUUGUGAAGGGUAUUUUUAGCUGUAUACCUAAGAACAAAUUCUAGAUUUAUGGGAAUAUUGACUCUUUUUUGUUCUUUUGUAUUUUCUGUAAUGUGUCCUUUCCAUGGGGUCAUACUACCCAAAAACUGUGAAUAUCCCAUUCCGUAUUUUCUAACAUCUUGAGAAACAUUCAUCCCUACUGCUCUUUUACCCAGUGAUGAGUACCUGGAUAAAGCAGAAGUGAUGACGUGACAUGAAACCGUUAUUUCUUCAUGUUCCAUAUGACAUGUUACUUUGUACUCCCUCCCUUAAUAAACUUCAGAUUUGUGCUAACUAUGAGUGGAAUUAUUUUUAAUUUAGUUCAUUCAAAUGUCUCUGUAAAUUUAAAAUUUAAAUUUACGCAUUUAGGAAUUACAUCAAACGUUUUAUAAAACAAAUGAUAACAAGACUAUUUUAUUAUAACAAAUGAUUAAAAUAAUUAAGUAAGAAGAUGAUAUAGUUUGAUUAUGUGAAAAAUGAAUAGUGAUGGAGCACUAGAGAAAGCACACCCUGUAGCUUAAUAAGGGAGGCAGACAUAAUCAAGACACCACCCAGCUCAACAACAAGACAGAGCAACCCAAACACCACAUCUCAAAGGGUGAGAAGUUCCCUUCAGAGGAACAUGCCUUCAGCAGCCGAAAUUGAUGAGUUCUUUGCUUACUCAGAGCAGCAGCAACAGCGCCAUUUUGCCGACAAAUACAACUUUGAUGUUGUGAGGGAUUUGCCACUGCCGGGGCGAUAUGACUGGGUGAGAGUGAACCAAUAAUAAGCCGAGGAAGCAGCCCGCAGCAGAGUGAAGAAACCAAAGGAAAGGGGGGAAGUGGUGUGUGGCUCAAACUCUCAUUUGAGUUAUAGACCAAAAAGUUAGUGUAGAAGGAGACUAGAAAUGUGUGAUUUAUUAAUCAUCUGUAAAGUAACAGGGCUGAUAAAAUUACACAUAACACACACACACACACUAACCAUCCAUCUGUGGAAGCAUAUUAGUCGAGUCGUCAUUUAUCAUGACAGACAUAAACUAUGUAGGAUUUUCAUUUUCUUGUAACAGCAUAUUAACGUUUCUUCAUAAUUCUGCAAUGGGAAUAAUAUUGAGUAUUUGCG